Molecule: messenger RNA, 1971 nt
Organism: Physcomitrium patens
Lineage: Eukaryota; Viridiplantae; Streptophyta; Bryopsida; Funariales; Funariaceae
Product: NADH dehydrogenase [ubiquinone] flavoprotein 1, mitochondrial
Biological process (GO): mitochondrial electron transport, NADH to ubiquinone
Cellular component (GO): respiratory chain complex I
Molecular function (GO): FMN binding; NADH dehydrogenase (ubiquinone) activity; NAD binding
Source: RefSeq, a predicted model, not a curated record
AGAUGAGAGGCCCCGUAGCAAGUAGAAAAGGAAUGCCGUUCCAGUGCAGGGGACGAGAGUGCGGCACGCGUUCGCAACACACGCCGUGGCUACCUUCAUCGACGUAGCCCAAUCGGGCGGCACGUAUUCCGAAAUUAAUCGGCAGAGAGAGUAAUUCCUACCGGUCUCUGGGACCGACGAGCCCUUCGUCGCAGUGUUUUCGUUGUUGGAUUUUGUUGGGUGUAGGGAAUUAUUAAGUUGUGGCGAUGGCGGGGGCGCGCGGAAUGCUUCGCAAGGCCGUUGUGAGUGUGCGGGGAUCGAACAACGCGAUUCCGGCAUGGAGCCAAGCUAUGAGCGAGAAGGCGACCUCGGGGUCUCAAGCGACAGCUCCACCACCGCCUCCUCCACCACCGCCUGCCGAGAAAACACACUUCGGGGGGUUGAAGGAUGAGGACCGGAUCUUCACGAAUUUGUAUGGGUUGCACGAUCCGUUCCUGGCAGGUGCGAAGAAGCGCGGGGAUUGGUACAGGACCAAGGAUUUGGUGCACAAGGGGACGGACUGGAUCGUGAACGAGGUUAAAAAGUCGGGUCUGCGAGGGCGGGGCGGUGCGGGUUUUCCUUCGGGGUUGAAGUGGUCCUUCAUGCCCAAGGUUUCCGAUGGUCGUCCUUCAUAUUUGGUGGUCAAUGCGGACGAGAGUGAGCCUGGUACUUGUAAGGACAGGGAAAUCAUGAGGCACGAUCCGCACAAACUUCUUGAGGGUUGCUUGAUUGCGGGAGUGGGGAUGCGUGCUCGUGCUGCUUAUAUUUAUAUCCGAGGAGAGUAUGUCAACGAGAGGCUGAAUUUGCAGAAGGCCUUGCAUGAAUGUUACAAGGAAGGUCUUCUCGGGAAGAACGCUUGUAGUACAGGGUACGACUUUGAUGUCUACAUUCAUUAUGGAGCCGGUGCAUAUAUUUGUGGAGAAGAGACUGCGCUUCUAGAGAGUCUUGAGGGAAAGCAAGGGAAACCGCGACUGAAACCUCCCUUUCCUGCAAAUGCUGGUCUAUAUGGCUGUCCCACCACUGUUACCAACGUGGAAACUGUAGCUGUGUCUCCAACCAUUCUACGGAGGGGACCCGAAUGGUUUUCGAGUUUUGGACGGAAGAACAACUCAGGGACAAAGUUGUUUUGUGUCUCGGGGCACGUGAAUAAGCCAUGCACUGUGGAAGAGGAAAUGAGCAUUCCAUUGAAGGAGCUAAUUGAGCGACAUUGUGGAGGAGUGCGAGGAGGAUGGGAUAACCUUUUGGCCAUCAUUCCAGGAGGAUCUUCUGUGCCUCUUCUUCCCAAGCAUAUCUGUGAUGACGUGCUUAUGGAUUUUGAUGCUUUGAAGGCUGUUACAUCAGGUCUUGGCACUGCUGCUGUGAUUGUGAUGGACAAGUCUACUGAUGUUGUGGAUGCAAUUGCUCGCUUAUCGUACUUCUACAAGCACGAAAGUUGCGGGCAGUGCACACCUUGCCGAGAGGGUUCUCCUUGGCUGUGGACAAUGAUGGAGAGACUGAAGGUCGGGAACGCCAAGUUGGAAGAGAUCGACAUGUUGCAGGAAGUUACCAAGCAGAUUGAGGGCCACACUAUCUGCGCUUUAGGGGAUGCCGCAGCAUGGCCCGUCCAGGGUUUGAUCAGACACUUUAGACCAGAGCUUGAACGCCGGAUAUUGGAACGAGCAGCAAGGGAGAACGACGAGUUGAGGGCAGCUAACUGUUGAAGGAUGGGAAUCACAGAUCUAAUGAUUUCAUGGAACUGGGUAGAUCAAAAGAGGCAGACAUGGUCUUUGAGAAGUUGAUUUACGUCGAAUGAAGUUUGUCUGGAGGAACCCUCAUCACACUGAUGAAUAAAUCUGCUUCCUCCCGGAGCCUUCAGUAGUGACCAACCAUUCCAAGUUAAUAACACUGGCAGUUCACCCCCGAUUUCUCGGGAUUUUUUCUUUCUAAUAACUUAAGUCGAUAAUUUCUCCCAAA